GACUCAUGACAACUUCCUGUGUUGGGUAGCCCUGAGUUCGCUGUCUAGCUAGGAAGCUAAUAAUACCCUUACCCUUUUAUAAUUCUUUACUCUUAAAAUAUUUUUUAUUUUUGUUAAGAGUAGAUGUUAAAGUAAAGUUUUAAAUUAAACAAUGUCCGACAGUCCAGAUUUGCCACCAAGCGAUGAACAAAAUGUAGAGAUUCAGGGCUCUAUUACCAACUAUUCAAUUGUGGUGAUAGGGGAACACGAGAAAAACAUGAUUAAUGACUGUCAAUACUAUUGCGAAAUGUGCCACCAGCGCUUUACAGACCAGUGUGAGGUUCAUGGUCCACCGUUAUUUACAUACGACUCACCAGCGACUAAGGGGAUUCCUCAGAGGGCUCUCUUAACGCUCCCUAAAGGUUUGGUUAUAGGUAGAUCAAGCAGGCCUGAUGCAGGACUUGGAGUUUUCAACCAAGGCCAGACGGUGCCUUUGGGCAUGCAUUUUGGACCUUUCGAUGGCGAGGUGACCAGUGAGGAAAAGGCAUUAGAUAGUUCCUACUCUUGGGUAAUUUGCAAAGGCAGUGAUCAAUAUAGUUACAUAGAUGCAGAGAGAGACACUCACUCCAACUGGAUGAAGUAUGUGGUGUGCUCGAGAAGUGAGGUGGAGCAGAAUCUUGUUGCAUUUCAGCAAAACGGACGUAUUCUGUUCCGCUGCUGUCGACCUAUUACUCCUGGCCAAGAAUUUCGUGUAUGGUAUUCUGAAGAAUAUGCUGACGGACUUGGCGUUACCUGGGAUAAGAUCUGGGACAAGAAGUGUAACCCCCUUGGUAAAAAUGAAGAGCAGGCCCCUCAAGACCGCCUAUGUCCUCAUUGCUGUUGCUCCUUUCCUACCUCCUUUUAUCUGCAACUUCACGUGAAACGUUCGCAUCCAGAUCAGUACGAUCUAUUUUUAGAGACAAAUGCGUCUAUAGACCUUUCAUCAGUCAUAGACGAAGACCAGUGCCUCCUGGCUUCUGAUGCACUUCCUCCAACCCAGGUGCAGCCAAACACAGAUAACGGUUUGGGUCCAAUUUCAACCCCAAACGAACAAGCCGUCCACCACCCAGAAAAGUCGGACAGCACAGAUUUGUCCAAUAUAUGCAGUAGUAAUGCUGUGAACGAUGCUGCCAACAGUGUGCCGGAGGACAGCGGAGCAAAUAAAUGUGGCGAGUGUGGGCGAACAUUUUUGAGAGCUUGUCAUCUAAAGAGACACCAGCGCACAAUUCACUUCAAAGAAAAGCCUUACUGCUGCAGCCGUUGUAGGAAGUGCUUUAGUCAGGCGACAGGGCUGAAGAGACACCAACAGACCCACAAGAACGAGGAGGUAAAAGAGACGGAUCCGGAAAGAGCGUCUGCUAUUUUCCCUUGCACCAAGUGUUCAUUUUCUUUUGUGGCCAAAUUUAAUUUAAUUCAACAUCUUAAGCGGCACCACCACGGAGAGUACCUCAAAUUAGUUGCAAAUGGCUCACUCACACCAGAGGUUACAAAAGCAGAUUUUGACAAGCAUGACCCACCCUAUGAACCUCCUGCUAGCAAGUCUGCCAAGAACCGCGUGAGGCGCAAAAUCCGCCCUAAAAAAGUGCCUACAGGCCGACCGCGUGGACGACCGCCGAAAAACAAGCUUCAAGUCACAGUCGUGGCACAUUCGAGUUCACCAGUCUGCGUUGAAUGCAAGCAAAGCUUUUCUGAUUCUGAGACACUAAAAACUCACCAAUGCCCUGGAAAAGCUAAUGGAGAAGUAGAGGAAUCGCAAGAAUCGCCAACUUUCCAGCAUGUCUGCGGCGAAUGCAGAGGAGUUUUUGGUAACAUGGAGCUUCUAAAAGCCCAUGAGUGUAUUCAGCAGGGAGACGGGCCUCACGGCUGCCUCAGCUGUAACCUUUAUUUUAGCCGCAUGUGUAACCUUCAACGCCACGAGAGCACCGUCCACUCUAAGGAGAAGCCCUACUGCUGCGCAGUGUGCCUUAAGUCUUUCACCCAAUCAUCUGGCUUGAAGCGUCACCAGCAGAGACACUCGGGCCGCAGUGCUCACCGCCAGAUCUCGGCAUCGGUCAACGCCUCCAUCUUUUCGUGUACGUACUGCGCUUUCUCCUUCACGGCAGAGCGCUAUCUUCACAAGCACAUCCGGCGACACCACCCCGAGAUGAGCAUGAAAUAUCUGGGUUACCAGGACGAGGGCGUUUUGGUGGUUGAAAAGCCUCACAGCUGCAGCCAGUGCUCCAAAAGCUUUACCACAAUCAAGGGCUUUAAAAACCACAGCUGCUUUAAGCAGGGGGAGAACGUCUAUCUGUGCCCAGACUGCGGGAAGGCCUUUGGCUGGUUUAACAGCCUCAAGCAACACCAGCGCAUCCACACGGGUGAAAAACCGUACACAUGUCAGCAGUGCGGGAAGAGUUUUGUGCACUCCGGUCAACUGAACGUGCACCUCCGCACGCACACGGGCGAAAAACCCUUCCUGUGCGCGCAGUGUGGGGAGAGUUUCAGGCAGUCGGGAGACCUGAGGCGGCACGAGCAGAAGCAUACUGGAGUUCGGCCGUGCCAGUGCCCCGAUUGUGGGAAAAGCUUCAGUCGGCCACAGAGUCUCAAAGCUCACCAACAGCUUCACCAAGGCACCAAGCUGUUUCCCUGUACGCAGUGUGGGAAAAGCUUUACCCGGCGAUACCAUCUCACCCGACACCACCAGAAAAUGCACUCCUAGCUACAGUAGUUGUGACUGUGAGAUGUUAAUAAACUUAUGUCACGUGAAAAGUUGAGUUUUUCUACUUGGAGAACAUCUUUAUUAACAAAAAAAUUAUCAUUUUAUAAAUGAGACUGGUCUGGUUAAACUGAUGAAAGUGUAAGGACUGGAUUAUUAGGCGUAAUCGGGUCAAUGAGUCAGAACUAUAUUUUAUUAUUGACAAAAUGCCUAGUUGUUAAACAUGUUUCUGUUUCUAUAAUAGUAACAUCAUUUUAGAAAUAUUUAACCUUCAGCAUGUUUUCCAGUGUUUAUGAAAUAAGUUUUUUUUCCAACAUUAUUGCAGAAGUAAAAUAUCUUUCUGUUUUGGCAGUGACGAUUGUAUGCAAUUGUCAAUCUCAAAAAUUUACGUUGAGAACCUUACAAUGGAAAAUAAAUCUAUAAAGAUGUCCCAUGUGAAUUUUUCUCAUGCAAAGAAACAAAAUAUUUCAUGCCAGGUAUUCGAAUACGGACUUUGCAUACAUGCAUGAAAUUUCAUGCAUUGUUCAAAUGUAUUUUUUACAGUUUACCUGGUCUUGUGCUUCUUGUUUUUUCUAGUUUGCAGUUUGUUCAUUUACAAACUUUGAAUCUGAUGAUACAUUAAGGAAUUUUAUGAUCAAAUAUUAGCGGGUAUAAAGUUAUGAUUGUGCACAAAUAACUGAUUUCCCAAUAAUUUGCACUGAUUGUAACAUUACAAAAUAUGCACCAUGCAACCGAUUUCAUAAAUCUGCUCUAUCACAUUUUUUUAGUCGGCCUACUAAUUUAUAAAAGGUGCGUUUAUGAUAUAUGGUUGCCAUCAGUUGUCUCAGGCGUAGCUAUUAUUUUAUAAAAUACAUUUUUGAAAACAAAGAGCGAGUUGGAAAAACAUCUACAUCCCCAAGAAAAGAAUGACAAUUGUUGGCUAUUAUUUUAAACAGGCAAAUACUUUUUAUAUUUUAAAACAAUAAAUCAUGGUCUAAAUAAAUUAGAUUCAUAAUGUGAUAUUCUACUGUAUAAACUGUAUCAGUGAUAUUUCAAUAGAAAUAAACGUACAGUCUAAUGUAGGAACAUUUGUUUAUGAAUAAGUAUGAAAAAUGCAAAAGAAUCUCAGUUUUCCUGCAGUUUUUAAAUAUUUAAUUCAGUUUAAUACUGAUAAGUGGGCUGGAGCAUCAUAUUUAAAAUAUUACAAUCUGACACCCAUGUUUGUGAAUGAUAAUUUUAAAUCUGUAAUAUCCUGUGUAAACUGGAGGUGUAAAGUCUCUGUUCAUAAAUCAAAAAUCUACACCCAUGUGCAUGCAGUUAGUUUAUCUCUCCCUCAUGUGGUUGCCUGUGUACCUGUGCUCGGGCUUAGUGACAUUCAAACUUAAUUUAAAAUGAUGACUGAUGUGUUUUGCACAGAAAUAACUAUAUAAAUGUCUUUGUUCUGUCAGAAGCCCCAUUAACUCCCAUAGUAGGAUAAAGUCAAUGGGGCCUCUGAUGGGUUUGGAUACAAACAAUCCUCAAAAUAUCUUCCUUUGUGUUCAUCACAACAAAGACAUUAAUACGGGUUUAUAACAACAUGAGAGUGAGUAAAUGAGGACUGCAUUUUUAUUUUGCCUGAACUAUCCCUUUAAAUUUCUUUGAUCCAUUUAAAUUACAGUUAACUUUUUUAUAAUUUAAAGCAACUCCUCACUAGUCAAGAAAGUUGAAAUAAAUUGUAAAUUCAAGUUGAAUAAACCUUAAAAUGUUAGUGCAACAAUGAAUUUUUUACAGC
This is a messenger RNA of Paramisgurnus dabryanus, 4463 nucleotides long. NCBI's taxonomy places the organism in Eukaryota, Metazoa, Chordata, Actinopteri, Cypriniformes, Cobitidae. The record is from RefSeq and is a predicted model, not a curated record.